Molecule: messenger RNA, 957 nt
Organism: Aspergillus melleus
Lineage: Eukaryota; Fungi; Ascomycota; Eurotiomycetes; Eurotiales; Aspergillaceae
Gene: FLX1
Product: putative mitochondrial folate carrier protein Flx1
Exons: 3
Coding region: 1-957 (318 amino acids)
Biological process (GO): nucleotide transport; folate import into mitochondrion
Cellular component (GO): mitochondrion
Molecular function (GO): FAD transmembrane transporter activity; folic acid transmembrane transporter activity
Source: RefSeq, a predicted model, not a curated record
AUGACUGGUCAGGAUGGCUUGUCCUCGUCCUUGGUGGAGACCAUAGCAGGAUUCACGGCAGGAAUCGUUUCGACUCUUUGUCUGCAUCCGCUGGAUUUGGUCAAGACUCGACUCCAAGUCGAUCGAUCCUCGUCCUCGCGCCUAGGCGGUUCACUCCGGGUGAUCCGCGGGAUAUUUCACCAUGAAGGCGGCAUCACAGCAUUCUACCGGGGGCUGACACCCAACGUGAUCGGGAAUUCCACCAGUUGGGCGCUAUACUUUCUGUGCUAUGGGAAUAUCAAGGACUUGCUGCGAACGUCUCGCCAGUCUCGGGACCAGGAGCUGACGUCCUCCGAUUACUUCCUUGCCUCGGGGACCGCAGGCAUGUUGACCUCGAUCCUAACGAAUCCGAUCUGGGUGAUCAAGACGCGAAUGUUAUCGACCGGAUCCAGAAUGCCCGAGGCAUAUGCAUCGUUCACCAGUGGCGCAGCACAAAUCUAUCGCUCGGAGGGAAUCGGGGGGUUCUACCGGGGCCUUAUUCCGGCCCUGUUUGGCGUCAGCCAUGGCGCCCUGCAGUUCAUGGCGUAUGAACAGCUGAAGCUGUAUCGGGCCACGAUGUCUCCUCCCACGGGGUCCACGGCCGGUGGUGACGCGACGGCUUCCCGGCGACGGGAGCUUGGGAACCUAGAUCUUUUCGUGAUCUCCAGCUUGUCCAAGAUCUGUGCGGGAUGCGUGACCUACCCUUACCAGGUGCUGCGGUCUCGACUGCAGACGUAUGAUGCGCAUGUUGUGUAUCGGGGAGUCUGGGAUGCCACGGUACAGAUUGGAUCCAAGGAGGGGAUUGCAGGCUUCUACAAGGGCUUGGGACCGAAUCUCAUUCGGGUACUUCCUAGCACAUGGGUGACGUUUCUGGUGUAUGAGAACACCAGAGCUUAUCUGCCGGAGCUGUUCUCUAAACCAAAAGCACACGGUGCUUGA